This is a messenger RNA of Erpetoichthys calabaricus (reedfish), 3935 nucleotides long. Its product is annotated as growth arrest-specific protein 1. Lineage: Eukaryota; Metazoa; Chordata; Cladistia; Polypteriformes; Polypteridae. The coding region runs from base 2632 to 3411 and encodes 259 amino acids. The transcript has a single exon. Gene Ontology annotation, biological process: regulation of cell cycle. The record is from RefSeq and is a predicted model, not a curated record.
GAGCUAUUUUGUCUUGUGGUGGGUGCAGCACCAUGCUGUACCAGUGCAUAGUCCUCAAACUGACCUGACACCCCUUCCCUCCACUGUGCCUGUCAUGAACUGGGUCUCAAAGAUUAGAACACACAGGUCUAACACUGCUCUGUACCCUCCCAGGCUUUAACUAUCACCUGAACCAAAGACCGAAUAAUGCUGUUAAACUUUGGAGUUCUCAGAAUAAAUGGAUGAGAAACAUGCACAGUAUUGGAUUAAAACACUGACUUUUGCUGAGACUAAUUCGUUCACCCCUCUAUUCCCUGAGGGUGGCGGGGAGCCCAAGCCUGGCUCUUUAGCAUCGGACCCAAACGUGGACGGGUCGCCGAUUCGUGUAUAACGGAAAUAAAUUCACAGUUUUCAGGACGUUACGGUGGUGUGCUUUAUAAAAUAAAAAUGGAUUUUAAAUGUAAAGCUGAGUUUAAUAGGCCACUGAUACUUGUAUAAACGUCCGAUUUUUAAAACGAAAGUCGCAGGGCUCAGUGCGGUGGGGACCUGAUGAAGUCAGGACGGCCUUCAUUAUGUCUGGGUGAGCCUCGUUUUCUGGAACAGCGGCAUAAAUUCUGUAGAAGCACAGACCAAUGUGUGUUUGAAAACUGUGAGAAGAGGAGGUUCUGGCAAUUCGGUUUCGACUGCCAAUUAAUUGUUCAUUAUAAGCACACAUAUGGAAAAUGUUCCAUACCAUUGUUACGCAUGAACGCGUGACUAAAAAGGGAGCUUUUUUGCCUCGCUAUAAACGGGGUUUCUGACUUCAUUGGAAAGCAUUUACUUAUUUAAUUUAAAUGUAAUAUGAGCACAGUCGUUUUAUUUCGUCCAGGGUGGGUAGAUGCACUAAACUCUGAGUCUAAAGUAUCCCCUGCGCUUGUGAGUUUUUCUUCUUUUUAUUAUUUCUUUUUUUUUCUCCCCCGCAGACACCGCAGUUUUUCGCUAAACGCUCCUCGCCAUUCCUGAAGAGUAAAAGCCGCCUCCAUUCUCCGUGCCAUCUGGUGCUUUACGAGCAGGGCUGCUGCUUCCCAGAAGGGAGUUUGAAACUUUGUUUUGUAAAACAGCCAAAGAGCCCAGGGUGUCGCUGGGGUUUUCUUUUCUUUCUUUCUUUCUUUUUUUUUUUUACGAAAAAAAAAAUCAAGUUAGUUUCCAUUUCAAUAGCAAAGAGACCUGCCUUAAUUCCCAGUUCUCAAGUGCGCUUUGAAAGGAGAGAGCUGUAAAAUAUAUUGAUGCUGAAACCCCUCGCCAUUGACGGGCUGCUAGGCGUGAACAAUCUUUCGGGCACGAAAGGCAAUCGCCCAGUGCACGGCCAAUCGAACACAAAGGAGAUGAAACAGGCCAGAAAAUGCUAUUCUCCUCCAUUCAGUCCUAUCAAUCAGAGUUUUAAACCCGUCCGAGACAGCGAGCUGAAGAAAGGAGAGCAGAGGGACAGAAAGAAAGAAAGAAAGAAAGAAAGAAAGAAAGAAAGAAAGAAAGAAAGAAAGAAAGAAAAAGUCCAGCGGUAGUGCAAGAGAGACCCCCACCUACUCCAACCCCAAACACCGCCGCUGCUUCUCCGACUCUUCUCUUUUCCUCCCUUGACUCCGCAUAUUGUUUUUAUUUAUUUGUUUUUGCAAUAUAACCAUGCUGCACGCAAUCACGCCUCUUAAGUCGGUUGCACGGUUUAUUGCUAAACAGAACCAGAUUUGUUUUCGCUCGCUUUUCCUUCGCGCUGCCGACUGGCAGAUGUGCUUGUAAUUGGAGAGUUUUUUUUUUUCGGGGAGGCUGCUGAACUGCUUUAUGCUUUUUUUAUUCCCCUCUGCUGAUUAAAACUAACUGGACUAAUGGAUCAAGUUUGAGGGGACCACACAGGGUGCCGCGGGUUUCAUAAAAUUUAUAAACAUUUAUUAGCCCAUGUGACUCACAAACCCAGACCCCCACACCAACGCUAACGCUAAAAAUGUUGCUAUGGAAAUGAAACGGAGAGCAGACUCAGCGGGGACAGCCAAUCUUAACGCGGGGCUCCAAGAAGAAGAAGAAAACUUUCCCUUUUUUCUGUUUUGGGGAGGGGAGCGAGGGGGGUGGCUACUAAACGAAGCGUGAACCGGAACAGUGUGAAGGACAAAGCUGCAGGUACUUUGGACUACACAGAAAAAAAAAAAAACAGAUCGCUGGGUGGUGAAAAAGUGAGGGAUUCGCAUCCCGUAAACCGAAACAAAUUGGUGUUUUCUACAGCUGGUACCAUCUGAAGCUUUAAACGGUGUGUGCGAGAGAGAGAGAGAGUGAGAUAGAAGGCGAGAGGACGAGAAAGGAUUGUUUUGUUGGUCUCUUUUUUCUUUCUUUGGAUUACGAGGUGUGUUUUCUUGCUGCUUCAUUGUUGGAUACUUUACUCCGGCUCUUCUUCUCGCUAUCAUGACUGCUACCAAGGAGCUAACGGAACUGUGUCGGUAACUCGAAGUGCACGGUAGGUCAGUGGCUGGAUUUCUGUGCUGUUUUAAGGUUGGAAUUUGUACAACAAAAACGAUCGGCAAUGUUGGUGGUGGAAAAAACUCAGGACGGUUUUAGCUGAAAGUGGCUGGACAAUAUCCACAGGGGAAAGCGGCGCUUCUCCCAGCCCCGCAGCUCAUUGGAGGACCUAUGGAUCUCGUGCAACCGACAACUUGUUGCCGUACCCUACUGUUGCUCAGCUCAUUCCUCCUCGUCCUAGAUGGCCACUUCAUAUGCUGGCAAGCUGUUCUCCGGUGCCAGCAGGAAAAAGAAUGCGAGUUAGCUUAUAACCAGUACCUGGCGGCAUGUGAUGCUUACCUGAAAGGAAACAGAAAGCAGUGCCCCAGCCACUGCAUCAGUGCACUGGUCAGACUGAACCAGACCCAAAAUGGGCCAGACUUGGAGAACUGCGAUUGCGGACAGGAUCAGCAGUGCCGGAGGGUGAAGCGUACCAUCGAGCCCUGCAUACCCCGCAGGCUGCCCCCCGACGCCGACAGCAUGGGCUGCACCGAAGCCCGGCAGCGCUGCGAGGAAGAGCCCGGUUGCCAUUCCACCCUGACGGCCUAUCUCUCCAAUUGCGGCCAGCUGUUCAACGGCAGGAAAUGUACCCUGAAGUGCAAAAGCACCAUCCAGCAAAUGCUCCUCAUCCCGAGCGGGGGGCUGCUCAACCGCUGUGUCUGCGACGGAGUGGAAAGACCAUUCUGCGAAGUCGUGAAAGAGAACAUGGGCAAGCUGUGCGCGAUCGGGGAGCAGAGCCUGUCGACGGUGGACCCAGAGAGCGAGGACAUGUACGAGGACGAAGAAGAGGAGCCCCGGACGGACAGGGAGGAGGGAGAGGCGGACACGGUGACUUCCUACUCGGGCACGGGACGGACACAACUUUCUGUCGUUUGCAUUUUGGCGGCCGCCUUGAGUGCGAUCGCCCACUGAAGUGAUAGCGGAUUCAAAGUGAUGCUGAAGAUUGUUUCGAUUCUAAAUGUUAGCGCCGCGCACUCGCUGCACACGUGGCAUUUCCUCUACAUUUUUGCGCAACUCCAGAAUUUCGCGGAGCCCAACUAAGUAAAAGUGAAUUGAAUGCUGUGAUUGAGAUGGGCGAUUUUUUUUUAUUGUAUUCCUUGAUUUAAACAGGAGCUUAAAAAGGCAAUCCCUGCUAGCGUUUUUGUACCUCCCACCCCCCUCCUCCGUCCCCGAUCGCCCCUUAAACAUGGCCUGCUCGCGUGGAGCUGGCCCGUUUCUCCGCUCUGCUACUUAUUAAGACUUUUGACCAACUCGCGGACGGCCUUAUUUCUGUUUACUCUUCUUUCCAACACUUCAGAGCCAGCCAUUGUGGUGAUCACACUUCAAAUAUUUGUGGUGAACCGCAAAAGAACAGGCAAGGGGUUUUGGGAUCAAGUAGUUAAAUUAACUGAAGUGUUUCAGCCCUCCCUUGCCGCCCCCCACUCCCCCAACCUCAG